UCGGUUGUUGCAUAGAAAUCCGUAUGCGGUGUAUUACUUUCGACCUUCGAUUUCUAUAAUUCGCUUAUCUAUGGAUGAUUCGUCACCCAUCUUGUCUAUGUCACCCAUAGAUAGCUUCGUCACCGUGUUGACAUGGUGUUGACCGUGUAAGUGUUUUUAGCAAGUGGAAUUUUAUAUUACCUUACCAAUCAAAGAAAACAUCACUAUUUACGAAGUGUAAAAUUAAUAUUAAGGGUUUUAGGAUAAUUUCAAGAAAUUAAUCUUAAAUAAAUUGCUUCUUUAAUGGAUAGUCAAGUACGUAUAGAAGGCUAUUUGGUAGAUUUAGUUGAUAACGCUUGGAGAGCAGAUGUCUUGCCCAAAGAUGAUAUAAGAGUGCCCCUUUGUGAGUUGACUGACCCAGAAUCAGAUAACGGAGACGCAAAUUUAACUCCUGCUGCGAAAUCCUAA
This is a messenger RNA of Agrilus planipennis (emerald ash borer), 447 nucleotides long. RefSeq names its product anaphase-promoting complex subunit 13. Gene Ontology annotation, biological process: protein K11-linked ubiquitination. Lineage: Eukaryota; Metazoa; Arthropoda; Insecta; Coleoptera; Buprestidae. Gene Ontology annotation, cellular component: anaphase-promoting complex. Bases 283 to 447 code for a protein of 54 amino acids. The transcript has 3 exons. The record is from RefSeq and is a predicted model, not a curated record.